Molecule: messenger RNA, 2007 nt
Organism: Talaromyces amestolkiae
Lineage: Eukaryota; Fungi; Ascomycota; Eurotiomycetes; Eurotiales; Trichocomaceae
Exons: 3
Coding region: 1-2007 (668 amino acids)
Biological process (GO): regulation of transcription by RNA polymerase II
Cellular component (GO): SAGA complex
Molecular function (GO): transcription coactivator activity
Source: RefSeq, a predicted model, not a curated record
AUGGCAAACAAGAGCAAAGGCAAAGGCCGCGACUCGCGCCAGUCGCGAAGUCGCAACACAACCCCCAGCUCCGGCCUGAGCGCGAGCACGGCAACCGCGGCUUCGACAGCUGCUGGCUAUCUCGACAACGAAUUCGCGAAACUCUUUGCUGGAAUUACCGUCCAAUACUCCGAUCUUCUCGAGCAGUCUGGCGGGGGCGGAAAUAUUCCAGAUAUCAAAACAUUAGAGCUCAUAAGCGAAAACCUCAAAACGCUUAGCCAGUUAGCUGAUACGCGGGGCGAUACGUGCAACGCCGGGAUGCGAGAGCUCUCACAGCGGAAGAAGGACGUGAUCGAAGACCAACACCAGCAGGAAAUGGAACGGGACGCGGAGGACAGAGUGAAAAUGAAACGCGAGGCGGAUGACGACGCAGAAACGAGUAGAGCGUUCAAGGGGCAUAAAUUGAAGAAGCGCAAGGAACGCCCUCCAAAGGAGGAUCGCCCUCUUGCUGUUGGUGCUCAUGAAGUAUCUCGUCAGGAUGGAGGAGAGCUUGGCGAUCGCAAGCGCAGUCGCGAAGCUGCCUCGCCAUCUUCUAAAAAGUCUCGACAGACCGCUGCCACAGGUAGCACAUCCUCGCUCUCUCCCCCUUCUUUAGCCUCUCCAACUGUCAAGGAUGAAGAAGCGGCAGCUGAGGAUUCUGAAGAGGAUAGCGAUGACUCGCAUCAACCAGAACCAGCUCAAUUAGUCCCCCAGUUCCAAGUAUUCGGACCAGACCCAUUGAAGUUUGAUGAUCCAACCAUCUACCACAUCCGCGACGUGACGCCCGAAACUACAGAUGAUAUGAAAAGGGAGAUUUACAGUGUGGCACAUUUCCCACCCAGUGACCUACUCCAUAUGAUGGCGGGAAUUCCACCAGAUAAAGAUUUCAGCAACGCAAAGCCGACAAAUCAAGUCAAUGCCAACACUUUUCUGACCUGGGUUGAUCCUUUUGUUCGUCCUCUGACUGAGGAAGAUAUUGCUUUUUUGAAAGAAAAGGGCGACCGCACAACUCCUUUUGUAAUGCCACCUCGUGGAAAGAAACAUUACACCGAGAUCUGGGCGGAAGAAGAUGGGGCAAUGAGCAUUGACAACCCUAACGAUAAAGACAAACUCCCACUGAACCAGGGCCGCGGUAACAUCGACCAGAUCACAGACGAGGUUGCAGAGACGGACAAGGUCUCAGUAGCACCGCUCGUCAGUCGUCUCUAUUCUCUUCUACGGUAUGAACAUCGGGUAGACCCGGAUGAGAACAGUGCAAAUGGGACGACAAACGGAGACACAUCGAUGAACGGGCUUCUGGGAGGAGACUCAUUUAUGGACUUGGAUCAUCCACUUGGCGAAUCGGAGACAAAAACUCAGCCUCAACCAUCGGCAACCUCUUUCCCCGACGCAUCUCCCAAUGGCUUCAAGGUCCCGGCAGCGAAACUGGAGCAUGCACAGUUGGAUGAACGACUAAAAGCCGAGUUACGCUAUGUCGGGUUCUUGGGUGCAGAAGACAACCCCGACUUUGACGCUCAUUACGACGACGAUAUUGCGCAGCGACUACGCUUACUGCAGGGCGAGCUCAAGAAACAAAUGCUCACCAAUGGAGCGCGCAAGACGCGACUUUUGGAGAUUGCCAAGGAACGCAUGGCAUAUCAAGAAUACAGCACGAUCCACGAUGACCUUGACUCUCAGGUCCAGCAAGCGUACCUCAAACGCACACGUACACUAGGCAAAAGCAAAAAAGGCUCGCAAGCCAAACAUCGACCCGGCGGCGCGGGCGGUGGAAGUCACGUCGUCAGUGCCGCGGGCGUUGGCCGGCCUGGCAUUGGCGAUAUGGCGCGCACACUCAUGGACCGUCGCAAGCGCUGGCAUGAUUGUAUCGGGCCUGUGUUUAAGGAUAGCAAGACUACUGUUCCUUCGAAGGAGGAAAGUAUAUUUGAUACUGCCACGAUGGCGGAGUAUGAGAAGGCCGAGUUGGAGGGGUGGGAUGAGGAUCAAGAAUAG